Balaenoptera musculus (blue whale) is the source of this 462-nucleotide messenger RNA. Its product is annotated as histone H2B type 2-E1. NCBI's taxonomy places the organism in Eukaryota, Metazoa, Chordata, Mammalia, Artiodactyla, Balaenopteridae. Gene Ontology annotation, cellular component: nucleosome. The transcript is spliced from 3 exons. Gene Ontology annotation, molecular function: protein heterodimerization activity; structural constituent of chromatin; DNA binding. The record is from RefSeq and is a predicted model, not a curated record. The coding region runs from base 1 to 462 and encodes 153 amino acids.
AUGGCCGUGGAGUCCAAGAGCUGCCCCGGGCAGAGGGAACAGAGUAGCAGUCCACGCGAGGCGCGGGAGGAGACCACCGGGAGGAGCGGGAAGAUGAGCGCUGAGCAUGGACAGCCGCAGCAGCCUGCGGGCCGGAGGGGCCGGAGUUCUGGAGACAAGAAGUCCAAAAAGCGUGGCCGGCGCAAAGAAACCUACUCGAUGUAUAUCUACAAGGUGCUGAAGCAGGUGCACCCCGACAUCGGCAUUUCCUCCAAGGCCAUGAGCAUCAUGAACUCGUUCGUGAACGAUGUGUUUGAGCGGCUGGCCGGCGAGGCCGCCCGGCUGGCCCAGUACUCGGGCCGAACCACACUGACGUCCCGGGAAAUCCAGACAGCCGUGCGCCUGCUGCUUCCAGGGGAGCUGGCCAAGCACGCUGUGUCCGAGGGCACCAAGGCCGUCACCAAGUACACCAGCUCCAAGUGA